Camelina sativa (false flax) is the source of this 1392-nucleotide messenger RNA. NCBI's taxonomy places the organism in Eukaryota, Viridiplantae, Streptophyta, Magnoliopsida, Brassicales, Brassicaceae. The record is from RefSeq and is a predicted model, not a curated record.
CAUUAACCCGUAACAACAAAGUAAAGAGUCGUGAACUUUUAACGUCUCCUCUCUCUCUUUCUCUUUCUCUCUCUCUUUCCUUCUUUCUUUAUAUCUCCAUCUAGAAAAUGGUGGACUCGGUGGCACUCUUUUGCACCGCCGGUCUCUUAGCCGGCGCCCUCUACUGGUUCAUCUGCGUCUUAGGCCCAGCAGAACGAAAGGGAAAACGAGCAUCAGACCUCUCCGGAGGCUCAAUCUCCGCGGAGAAAGUCAGAGACAACUACGACCAAUACUGGUCAUUCUUCCGGCGACCAAAAGAGAUCGAAACCGCCGAGAAAGUUCCAGACUUCGUGGACACAUUCUACAACCUCGUCACAGACAUCUACGAGUGGGGAUGGGGACAAUCUUUCCACUUCUCACCACAUAUCCCCGGGAAAUCUGACAAAGACGCCACGAGAAUCCACGAAGAGAUGGCCGUCGAUCUCAUCAACGUGAAACCUGGACAAAAGAUCCUCGACGCUGGCUGUGGCGUCGGUGGGCCGAUGAGAGCCAUCGCGGCCCAUUCAAAGGCCCAAGUCACUGGGAUCACCAUCAACGAGUACCAAGUGCAACGAGCCAAUCUACACAACAAGAAAGCUGGGCUUGACUCUCUAUGCAACGUCGUCUGCGGCAACUUUCUAAAGAUGCCCUUCGAGGAAAACACGUUCGAAGGUGCUUACUCGAUCGAAGCCACGUGUCACGCUCCUAAACUCGAAGAAGUCUACUCAGAGAUCUUCAGAGUUAUGAAACCAGGAACUCUGUUCGUGUCCUACGAAUGGGUCACAACAGAGAAAUACAGAGACGAUGACGAAGAGCACAAGGAUGUGAUCCAAGGGAUCGAGAGAGGAGACGCGCUUCCCGGGCUAAGAAGCUACAAAGAUAUAGCAGCGACGGCGAUGAAAGUUGGGUUCGAGGUUGUGAAGGAGAAAGAUUUGGCUAAACCACCGUCAAAACCGUGGUGGAACCGGUUAAAGAUGGGAAGGCUUGCGUACUGGAGAAACCAUGUUGUGGUUGUGAUUCUUUCAGCUCUUGGUGUUGCUCCUAAAGGAACUGUUGAUGUUCAUGAUAUGUUGUUUAAGACUGCUGAUUACUUGACUAGAGGUGGUGAGACUGGAAUCUUCUCCCCGAUGCAUAUGAUUCUCUGUAGAAAACCAGAGAAAGCUUCUGAAUGAUUUGGUUUGAGAGAUUCUUCUUCUUGGUUCUAUUUUUCAAUUUCUUGUUUUGCCAUCUAAGAAUCUUUUUUUGUCAUUGUAUUAAUAUGCUUUGGUGUUCUUUUUUUCUUCUUCUUCUUUUCAAUUUGAUUUGUUUUGAUUGAUGAUGAAUCACUGGAAAUUUGGUAGUAUUUUAUUUCUUAUAUAUGAUAGGCUAUAUAUA